AUGUUCCAGUCCUUCGAAGAUCUCAGUGAUCCCUCCUGCGGAGCGCCGCAUGCAGCGCUUCUCAGGGCCGAACUCGCCCGCCUCGGCCUCGACGGCUUUCUGAUCCCGCGCGCGGAUGCCCAUCAGGGCGAAUAUGUGCCGCCGCAUGACUGCCGCCUGCAAUGGCUGACGGGAUUUACCGGCUCGGCCGGUGUUGCAGCGGUUCUGGGCGGCAAGGCUGCCAUCUUUGUGGAUGGGCGCUACACGAUCCAGGUGCGCGAGCAGGUGGAUAUGGAGGUGUUUCCCGCGCAGCAUCUGAUCAACGCGCCUGUGAGUGAAUGGCUGGCGACGCAUUUGCAACCGGGACAAAAGCUCGGCAUUGACGCCAUGCUGCAUACCGUGCGUGAGGUUCGGCGUCUGCGAGAAGUCUGCCAGGAAGCGGGCGCAGAACUGGUUACGCUCGAUGACAAUCCGCUCGACAGUGUCUGGGAAGACCGCCCCGAACCGCCUCUUGGACAGGUCUCGCUGUAUCCGGUCGCGCUGGCGGGAAAGUCCUCUCAGGAAAAAAUCUCUGCGCUUCAGUCUGCCCUCAGCGACAAGAAAGCCGAUGCCUGUGUUCUGACGCAACCGGAUUCCAUUGCGUGGCUGCUCAACAUUCGCGGGUCGGACGUCACGCACACGCCUCUGCCCCUGUCAUUUGCAACCGUCCCAUCCAGCGGAAAACCGUCCCUUUUUAUCGACGGCCGCAAACUUUCCAAUUCGGUACGGGACACCUUGAGCGAACUGACGGACCUUGAAGAACCGGGUGACUUCAAGACCGGACUUGCGUCGCUCGGAAAGGCCGGUUCGAAGGUCAUGAUCGAUCCGGCGCUUGCCGGUAUCGGGAUUGCGGACGCGAUAACGGAUACAGGCGGCACUCUGAUCGAGGCGCAAGAUCCUGUUCUGUUGCCGAAGGCGGUCAAGAACGAGACGGAACUCAACGGCGCGCGCGCAGCGCAUCUUCGCGAUGCAGCGGCAUUUGUGAAUUUCCUGUGCUGGUUCGAUGAAGAGGCCCCAAAAGGCGGCCUGGACGAGAUCGGCGUGGCAGAGAAGCUGGAAGAAUUCCGGCGGGCAACCGGUGUUUUGAAAGACAUUUCCUUCGACACGAUCUCAGGUGCCGGACCGAACGGAGCCAUUUGCCACUAUCGAGUCAGCCGGACAAGCAAUCUCCGGAUUCCUCAGGGAAAGCCGUUCCUGAUCGAUUCAGGCGGACAAUACGAAGACGGCACGACCGACAUCACCAGAACGCUGGCAGUUGGUGAUGUGAGUGCGGAGAUGAAGAAAAAUUUCACGCUUGUUCUCAAGGGGCACAUUGCGAUCUCGACAGCGCGUUUUCCUCAGGGCACGACAGGUGCGCAACUGGACACGCUUGCCCGGAUCGAUCUGUGGAAGGCGGGACGGGAUUUCGACCACGGAACCGGCCACGGCGUGGGUGCCUAUCUGGGUGUCCAUGAAGGACCUCAACGGAUUGCCAAAACCGGGACGGUGCCCCUAAAGCCGGGCAUGAUCCUGUCCAAUGAACCCGGAUUUUAUCCGGCCGGGGAAUAUGGCAUCCGACUGGAGAACCUGGAGAUCGUGACGGAAGCUCGGGACAUUGCGGGUGGGGAAAGGCCGAUGCUCGGCUUCGAGACCAUUACGCUGGUUCCCAUGGAUCUGCGUCUCGUCGACGUGUCCUUGCUGACAGCUUUCGAACGCGAUUGGUUGAACCGCUAUCACACACGCGUCCGCGCCGAGGUCGGACCUCUGGUCGGGGCAAAGGAACGUAUCUGGCUGGAAAAGGCGACGGAGGCGAUCUAG
Molecule: messenger RNA, 1815 nt
Organism: Effrenium voratum
Lineage: Eukaryota; Dinophyceae; Suessiales; Symbiodiniaceae
Source: the annotation of a GenBank genome assembly